UUUAGGGAAUACGCCGGCCUUGUAAAGAGAUAUUCUCAUCUGUUUUAACAGAUAAUGGACUUUGCUGUGCAUUCAAUGUAAUGCCUCAACCCGUCAUGUACAGGAAUAUACCCGAUAUAAAUGGCGAAAAAGAUGAUUGGAAUAAAUGGGACCCUGAGAAAGGGUACAGUACUAAACCGAAGUUUCAGAAAAUAUCUCAGGGUCUUCUGCAUGGUCCAAUAACUCAGCCUGAUAUGUUAAACUAUGGGUUUGGGUUAGCUGGAGGAACAGAGAAUUUCUACAGUUUGACUCCAAAGGUAAUUCAUGCUGAUCCCGCAGUUCGUGAAACUAAUCCUCAAACUAAGAAUUGUUAUCUUCAAGAAGAGAAAUAUCUUAAGUUUUAUUCAUUCUACAGCUUGAAUAAUUAUUUAAUGGAGUGCCAGGGAAGCUGCAAAAUAAAGGGAACGUUAAAUGUCAAUGGAACUCAGCUAAAGAAAGGAUUCACUAUACCGGAUGGUUCCCUGGUGCUUUGAAUGAUAAUUGCGCCUGUCUCCCCUCCUGCUCAGAAUAUGAUUAUGAAGCUAUCAAUUCAAUGACAAGACUAACUGAUUCAAUGUCUACCAAAUUACCUCUUGAUGUACUGGCACGGUUUCCAGAAAUGAAGGACAAUACGUUCUUGAAAGAAAAUAUAGCAGUAUUGCAUGUUUAC
Molecule: messenger RNA, 688 nt
Organism: Eurytemora carolleeae
Lineage: Eukaryota; Metazoa; Arthropoda; Copepoda; Calanoida; Temoridae
Exons: 8
Coding region: 81-512 (143 amino acids)
Biological process (GO): sodium ion transport
Cellular component (GO): membrane
Molecular function (GO): sodium channel activity
Source: RefSeq, a predicted model, not a curated record